Messenger RNA from Neodiprion virginianus, 5662 nucleotides. RefSeq names its product 28S ribosomal protein S28, mitochondrial (gene mRpS28). NCBI's taxonomy places the organism in Eukaryota, Metazoa, Arthropoda, Insecta, Hymenoptera, Diprionidae. The record is from RefSeq and is a predicted model, not a curated record. Bases 3116 to 3691 code for a protein of 191 amino acids. Gene Ontology annotation, cellular component: mitochondrial small ribosomal subunit. The transcript is spliced from 7 exons.
GAUCGGAUAACAGUCGGAUGCCUGUGUGACUUUAAAACGUGCUUGAAACUUUGUUGUCCGCUGGAAAAGGCCUGGUACGAACAAAGCUGUGUGGAGGAUGAUACCGUUUACAUCUUCCCUAAAAUAAAAACUCUCAUCGACGAUGGGCAGAAGAACCUGACGCUGCAGGAUUUUCACAUCGUCCCUGAUUAUCCUUGCGGUUUUGGCUGGGCGACGCUGGAUGUGCUGGAAAAUUUCUACGCUUUUCCCAACGGUUCGAUUUAUACGCCGGAUUUUUACGGAAGUAAAUCUCACGGAUUUGACAAUUACUGCCUUUUACGGAAUCCGAAUUCUUCCGUAUAUUUGGCGGUGGUAUGUUACCCUAAAGCCAGCAUGAACUACUGGGACACCAUUUGUUGGUCAAUCCAAUUUAUCAUAAUUUUGGCAGUAUUCGUUUGCUACACCAUAGUACCUGAACUGAGGACUUUUCAUGGAAUGAUAGUUCGCUCCUAUAUCGCCGCCUACGUUGGACUCUACCUCGGUGCCUUGGGAAUAAUGAUUACAAAUGGGUUAAGAGACUAUGUCCAGCUGAAUAUCCUCAGUGAAAUUGUCGUACAAUAUUGUGACAUCGCCAGCGUCCUUUGGCUGAACGUGAUGAGCGUUAAUAUUUGGAGAACGUUUCGUUUUCACUUGUUGCAGAAGCGUGAAGUCUGCCGACUCAAAUGUAGAUCAGCGUAACCAGAAAAAAUUCGUCCUUUGCAUGAUCUACGCUUGGGGAACACCGGCUGUUAUUGUUUUAAGUUCCGUAGCUGUAAUGCGCUACGUCCCGUAUUUCCACAAUGAAAUAUUUGGCCUGACUUUUACCUGGUGGACCAGCUUGACUUUCAGCAGCGUCGUUUAUAUGUGCAACACGUUGUUGUACAUCGUCACUGUGAUUACGAUAAAGCGACAGAAGAAGGACACGGCGCUACUGACUAUCGACGUGAACAAACAUCACGAAACCACUAACCAAUGGUGUAGAACGUACGUGAAAUUGUUGACAAUAAUGACAGGUCAUAUGGGAGGUUUCACAGUGGUCUGGGCCGUUUGUAUAAUUUGGCCGACACCAGCGUUGAUUCACUCUUUUACCACAUUAGGAAUGGUGCAAAGCGUGUUCAUAUUCACGCUUUUCCUUUGGCAAGACCAUAUGAAACGCGCGAUUUCAAAACAGCUAUGUAUAAGGGUGCAGCGUUUGCGAAACUUUUUCGUCAGAAGUAAACCAAGGAUUACAACUGAUUGUGAGAGUUGAACAAUAUCAAUUACGAUAGCUUUAAAUGCCGCACAAACUGUCGUAUUAACAAUCGAUAACAAUAUGCACGCGUGUACUUUACGUGGGUAUAAAAAAGAUGCUUGAUUCGCAGUAGUUAAGAGAACUGCGGUGUUGAGUCAAGUUUAAUGUCAUCAACGUCAUUCUGUAGUAGCUGGUGUUGCAGAAAUACUGGUGCGACAAUAAUACGACUCUUGUGUUACAAUUUCAAUGAUUAACCAUGUUCACAUUUCACUAUUACGUGAAAUGUGACCUCUGGUGGAAGACAUGUGGUCGAUAAAAAAAAUUCGUAAAUACGAACAACAACCUAACAUUAAGACCAUUUGGUCGAAGAGCAGUGUUAUUUCUUUUCAAACAAUACGUGUCUACAAAUAAACACGCUAAAAGGAUUAAACGUAUUCACGGUAACAUUAUACGUUGUUGUGAAUGUGUGACGUAAUACGUAAAAAUUUGCCCAAUCACAUACGUUAGCCAUUGAGCUAUAAGUGCGUUGUAUUGUGCGUUGCCUGUUUCUACGAAAUGUUCUUACGUCAGCUUUGAAUGUGAUUACCUUUAAUAUGAUAAGUAUGAAAAUCAUUUCCAAAUUUACUCAGCUUGUGUGGUAAAUCUACUCUAUUUAUCAGUAUUUCCGCUCAGAUUAACUGAACGAUUGAUUAGUGUGUAGGAAAAUAAAUCAUAAUAUGUAUACGUUAAAACUAGUCACAUGGAUUGUUCGAAAUCUCGAUUAAAAUUAAAGAAGCUAGCAGUUCAGUAGAGCCUCGAUAGUUUAACUACACUUUGUCGUCGUAAUUUUUCAUAUUCUUAUGAAUUAGUUAUCUUCUUCGAUCUUCAAUAAACACCCAACUAGUCGGAUGUUUACAUUUUUUUUUAAUUGAUCAUAUUCUGGGCUCUGGACUAUUUUUUACUACUGUUACACCACGAGUCUGAUGUAAAGAGCAGAAAUGAUCGAGAAUUGACUGUAUUAAGUAACGCUAUUUAAAUUGUAUUUAUUAUAAUGCUUCUUUUUAAUAUCAAGAACGAUGAAGUACGGUGCAGACUACGAAAUUUUUUGAACAUUAUGGAUCACUAUUCGUAAUAUCUUACAAUAAAUGGGAAUUUCUAUAUUUAUCAUUACAGGUGUUCACGUAUGGAAGACACGUUUCUUAACUUCCAAAAUCACGUUUUUACCACAUGAUAACUACCUGUUUAUGAAUUCCGUGGACAUACAUACGGAGCGUCCGAUUUCAACUUAAACAGCUGAAUAAGUGAAAAAAUUGCAGCCAAUCGAAAAAGGUUCAAAAUAAAAUUUGUUGGGUAUCGAGGGGUUGACCCAACUAUGACCUUUAUUCUGGCAUUGACCUUCAUUUUUAAGGUUAUUUGAAAGUCAAUUUGUGUUUUUCAAAUGAAAACCCCUAUUGGCAUGGGUCAGCCUCUCGACACCCAAUAACUUUUAUUUGAAACAUUUUUUGAUUGGCUUGCAAUUUUUUGUUAUUCAGCUAUCUAAGUUAAAAUGAGACACCCUGUAUUUUGUACAAUCUGUUUAGUGCUCUCCGUGCUCUCAGAUAUAUUUUUCAUUGACGUCUAGAUCAGCGUCAGAUAAACAAUGUUGAGCGAAUAUGUGUAGAUACCAGCAUGUAUCUUGCAUGUAUCAAUUUUCAUGCGCCAUCUUACGGUAGAAAUUGAAACUAUUUCGAGGAAUCCAGUUUUGACAAUACAGCGACUAUCUAUCUGUCUGUCCAUCACGUGAAAUUAGUGGCAUCGAACGCCGCCAGGUGACAGAGAGCAGACGCUUUUUGGAGUUUGUUUUCUGAAGCAUAACCUAACAUCGUUAACCGCACUUAAUUCGCCGAAAUGCAUUGUUUUGCGCUGAAAACUUGUCGCAUUACGGCAAGCUCGUUCAGUGGUGCUGCAAGAAUUGUUAAACCAGGAUCUACAUCUUUGAGAUGUUUGAGCAGUGAUAAACCCACGACAGAAACGCCCGUGUCCGAGGCAACGGAUUCAAACGUCGAGAAGCCGAAACUGAGUGGAUUUGCUCAAGCUUUCGAAAAAUACACAGCCCCGGCGCCCGAGGUCGUCAAUGCUCCAAAAUCCUUCGCUACGUUGCUCCGUCACUCAAAAUUCAUCGAUCUUGGUGAUCCACAGGGAAAAGUAGUAAUUGGUCAAAUAUUCCAUAUCGUCAAAGAUGAUCUGUAUAUUGAUUUUGGAUGGAAAUUUCACUGCGUCUGUCCACGGCCCUCGAGAAACGGAGAAAAUUAUGUCGAAGGAGCUAGAGUACGCCUGAGAAUAAAGGACCUUGAAUUAUCAACUCGGUUUUUAGGCGCCACUAAAGAUCUCACAAUUUUGGAAGCAGACUGUACGCUUCUGGGUUUAAUGUCAUACUCUGCGGAACAGACGCAUGAAAAUAGACCCACAAUAGAAGCGCAAUAAUGGUUGUAAUACAGUUUCCAGAAAAAUUAAGUAUUUCUUAUCCUUGGAAAAUGAAACAAAAUAACACUCGAUCACCUCUGCAGAUUACAGUGAAUGAUUACUACCUUUGUAAAUACUCAUUACUCUGCUGGGGCAGGGUUAAGGUUCUGAAUUUCAAUAGUUCCGAAAGCAUCUAAUUCCGAAUUAUUUGGUGGUGAAACUUGAAGUAAAGAAAUAAAACUUUUAUAUAACAAUAAAGUUUCGAAGGGUCGGAAACCCAUCGACUCAAAAAUAAUUCAAGUUAUGAUAGAGUAAAGUUCCAAUGGAGCAAAAUUCCGAGAAGUAAAAUAUAUUAUUGCAGCGUAGUUUACUCAACGAGUGGGUAUAAAAAAUCAGAAAAACCAAAAUAACAAAACGAAAGAUCAACGUAAUGAAAUUCCACCAAGCCAGAAACUCACAGAACUGAGAAUCUUUCAUCAUUCGGAAUUUCCAUAUUUUAGAUUUUUAAAUUUUCUCAUUUUCGCACUUUCACAACUUUGACUUGUCCGAGUUGUACUUUCAGUAUCUUUCAAAUUCGGAAUUUCAACCCUGCCCCAUUCUGCUCGUCAAUUUUGUUGGAGGAAGAAAAGAUAAUAAGUUUUAUAUUAGAUUUCGCAUAAAAUGAUCAAUGAAUUCGGUUUCAAUUGUUGAGAACAAAAUCAAUUCACGCAAAUACAAUGAGUCUCUGUUAUUCUCUGAAUAACAUAAACGCCAGCAAGUGUUUCUCAUAAAUGAUGACACCAUUUGUAGAAAACUGUUGUGAAUUGAUUAGAGCUGAAUUUCAUGAAAAAUUGUGUCACCUAGUUACAGUGGUUUUAAUAAAGAAUGUACAUAGUUGCAUCUAGUUCGAAGUUCGUGUUUAACUUUUCAAAAGCUCACAAAACAGUCACAAUAGGCAUUCAUGGUUCUUGGUCAUUUUUAUUCAAAUUAUACAGCAAAGAACAAACUUGGUCAAAGCCUGAAUGAACUCGGGGAUUCUUUACCUUCAAGUUUCAGCUACACAUUUUUUGUAAUCCUUUGGCCCUUAUUUUCACUAUUACUUUUCUUUAAAUAAUAAUAGUAAUUACAGAUUUCAGUUGAUGCGAAAAGUGAAAAUGUGUUUGAAAGGAGAGAGCCGUCACUCAAACUGCUGUUCAUCUAGAUUGUAACAGGAAUUUUAUUGUUAUAAAUUAUUGGUACAUAUAUGGUACAGCUGUUUCCAUAUUCAAUCUCUACAUCAUUGAGUGAGCACAUUAGCAGCUUUCGAUUAAUCAGGAAUAGCUUCAAGUCCCUGUAAGAAAGAUAUCAAGAAUUACUGGCAUUCACAGUCACAUAGUCUAAAUGAUUAGCAGAAAGAACAAGUUGAGAGAAAAUUGAGGCAAAUUGUAUUUAAUUAUAUGAUUCAGAACUGAUGGUUAAUGAAAAAAUGAAUAAAUUCAUCAACUUACAGGUGCUUCGUAAGGCCGACCAUCCGUCAGCCGACCGUCCCUCAUGUACAAGUGGCGGUCCCAUCGAUAGCGCAUUUCUCUUUUGUACGGCUGUAAUCACAAAUGAGAGUGAGACGAAAACUAGUUCACAUUGUAAGAAAUCAAACUAGCAGAGUAAACCGAAUCCAGCUUUUUUGCACUAGCUGAAAGUGGAAUUAACGUUUUUUCAUCGUCAACGACAGUUUGCGUUCAAUUGAUUCGGUACCCCGAGACCAUUGACUUGACCGAGUGAUUCUCCUCACAAAAUCAAUCGCUGUUCUUUAAUUAUCUUUUAUCGCAAAUGUAUGGUAUCGAAUCUUCCAGCUUGUGACAGUGAAAUGGGGACUGAUACAUGAAGGUUAUGUAAAGCAAAACUGUGUCUUACGUUUCCGAGAACGGCUUUGUUCAUGAAGUACAUUGCGUAUCCAGGAAUCGCCAUGGCAACGGUCAUGAUGGCAUAUGAUGGUAAAAUUUCAUACCACAUUUUAUUUUCAACUUAUUCGAAUAA